This is a messenger RNA of Exophiala dermatitidis NIH/UT8656, 4746 nucleotides long. Its product is annotated as ABC drug exporter AtrF. NCBI's taxonomy places the organism in Eukaryota, Fungi, Ascomycota, Eurotiomycetes, Chaetothyriales, Herpotrichiellaceae. The transcript is spliced from 8 exons. Bases 1 to 4746 code for a protein of 1581 amino acids. Gene Ontology annotation, cellular component: membrane. The record is from RefSeq and is a predicted model, not a curated record. Gene Ontology annotation, molecular function: ATP hydrolysis activity; ABC-type transporter activity; ATP binding. Gene Ontology annotation, biological process: transmembrane transport.
AUGGACGACCGACCAACUCCGGCCGACACCGAUGUUCCUGGAGGGUACCCAGAAACGCCCUCGGUAUGGUCGGAAGCGCAGGAGGCUGCACCGCGUGUAGAAGAUACAACUGAUAUACCUACUCCAACUCAAGCUCCUACCCAGGCUCGAUCCGAUUGGAUUCCGGCACCUGCAGUUGCCUCCAACCAUACGAACAUUCGACCCUCUCAAGAUACGGUCGUUAACCCCGAGUCUCGUGGCAAUGAGCCUCCCCAGCCAACAGGUUCCCCUGCCCGGCCUAAAAGUAUGGCUUCUACAUCCUCUGGGACAGACACGGAUGCAGACUCCCUUUCUGAUAGAUCAAAUCCAAGAUAUGCGCCUCUCAGAACAGCACCCACGGCAGAGGAUAGACGGCCUGAGCUGGAAAAACGCCGAAGUAUUCAGACGGAAGACGACUUAUUCAAAGUGUUGUCACAGCGUCGAACAAACACGUCCAACAGGUCGGACCCCGAAGAGGAAGACCAAAUCGAAAGAUUGAUGUCACGGAUGUUCGGUAAGGCCCGGCAGGAGCAUAGUGAGGAGGAGAAGACUCGUCACAGCGGGGUGGUGUUUCGGGACCUGACGGUCAAAGGCGUCGGCCUUGGUGCCAGUUUGCAGCCCACUGUAGGUGACAUCUUCAUGGGCCUUCCACGUAUGCUCAAAAGGUUCUUCACCAAAGGUGCCAAAGCUGCUGCUGCCAAGCCCCCAGUACGAGAAUUGCUCAGCAACUUUGAUGGAUGUGUCCGACCUGGUGAGAUGUUGCUGGUUCUUGGUAGGCCUGGCGCCGGCUGCUCGACUUUCCUCAAGACUUUUUGUAACCAACGAGAGGGUUUCGAGGCCGUAGAGGGAGAAGUCACCUACGGUGGCACCGAUGCAAAGACGAUGAAGAAAAGCUUCCGGGGCGAGGUUAUCUAUAAUCCUGAAGACGACUUACAUUAUGCUACCCUGACCGUCAAGCGAACCUUGACAUUUGCCCUGCAGACUCGAACACCUGGCAAGGAAUCAAGACUCGAAGGAGAGUCCCGCGCUGACUACGUGCGAGAGUUCCUACGGGUUGUAACGAAGCUCUUCUGGAUCGAGCACACGUUGAAUACGAAAGUGGGAAACGAGUAUGUGCGAGGCGUGUCCGGUGGUGAAAGAAAACGAGUUAAAUGUAUAGCCAUGAUUACCAGAGCAUCUGUUCAAGGAUGGGACAAUUCGAGCCGAGGACUUGACGCCAGCACAGCCCUGGAAUAUGUCCAGUCUAUCCGCACUCUCACGAACAUGGCACAGACGUCCACGGCGGUCUCACUUUAUCAAGCUGGAGAAUCACUCUACAAACUUGUCGACAAGGUAUUGCUGAUUGACCAGGGGAAGUGCUUGUACUUUGGACCAUCAGACGAUGCCAAACAAUACUUCAUUGACCUAGGGUUUGAAUGCCCCGAACGGUGGACAACAGCGGACUUUCUUACUUCAGUUACCGACGAACACGAGCGGUCCAUCAGAAAAGGCUGGGAGGACCGUAUUCCUCGUAAUGCAGAAGAGUUUGCAGCGCUGUACAAAAAGAGUGAAGCGUACCAGCGGAACCUUGAAGACAUCAGAGACUAUGAGGCCCAAUUAGAGCGACAGCGCAGAGAACGUCUUGAAAACAUGUCGAAGAAGACCAAGCAGAAGAAUUAUGCAGUAUCCUUCCCCAAGCAGGUCAUCGCUUGUACGCAACGGCAGUUCUUGGUCAUGGUAGGGGAUCGAGCUUCGCUGAUCGGCAAGUGGGGCGGCAUCGUCUUCCAGGGCCUGAUCGUGGGAAGUUUGUUCUUCCAGAUGCCCAAGACAGCUCUCGGGGCCUUUCCUCGUGGUGGUGCCAUUUUCUUCGUUCUGCUCUUCAAUGCUUUACUGGCGUUGGCUGAGAUGACGGCAGCGUUCUCAUCAAAACCCAUCCUCUUGAAGCAUAAGUCGUUCUCAUUCUACCGUCCGGCAGCCUAUGCUCUUGCUCAAACUGUUGUGGAUGUGCCUUUGGUGAUCGUCCAAGUGGUUUUGUUUAAUGUCAUCAUAUACUGGAUGGGUGGUCUUGCUGCGAGCGCCUCGCAGUUCUUUAUCUCAUGUCUUAUUAUAUUCUCGACAACCAUGACAACCUACGCCUUCUUCAGAUCUAUCUCCGCCCUUUGCAAAACGCUUGAUGAUGCCACCCGGUUCACCGGCGUAUCUAUCCAAAUCUUGGUAGUCUACACCGGCUAUCUGAUUCCUCCUAGUCAGAUGAAGCCAUGGUUUGCCUGGCUGCGCAGAAUCGAUUGGUUGCAAUAUGGCUUCGAAGCGCUCAUGUCAAAUGAAUUUACGGGGCUAACUCUAGCCUGUGUACCUCCUUACCUGGUACCCGAGGGGCCAAAUGCCAGUCCUCAAUACCAAUCUUGCGCGCUGGCUGGAAAUGAGCCGGGCCAGACAACAGUGGACGGGGCGAGGUAUAUCCAAGCUUCCUUCGCCUAUUCGCGGACUCAUCUCUGGCGAAACUUUGGUAUCAUCUGGGCCUUCUUUGCCUUCUUCCUUGCCGUGACAUGUAUCGGGAUGGAAAUCAUGAAACCCAACGCUGGCGGAGGCUCGGUCACUAUCUUCAAGCGUGGUCAAGUGCCGAAGAAGGUCGAGGAGUCUAUCGAUACCGGCGGCCGAGAGAAAAACCCCAAGGGAGAUGAAGAAGCCGCGGCUGCUGACAAGGGAAUGAGUGAUGAUAUGGAAAAAACGGUCAAUGGAGGCAGCGAUUCUGCUAGCACAAAGCGGGACGAAUCUCCCAUGGGCCAGGUUGCAAAGAACGAGACCGUCUACACUUUCCGCAACGUCAACUACGUUAUUCCGUACGAAAAAGGUGAACGAAAGCUUCUCCAGAAUGUCCAAGGUUAUGUCCGGCCGGGGAAACUUACUGCACUGAUGGGCGCCAGCGGAGCAGGGAAAACGACACUACUCAAUGCUCUUGCCCAGCGGCUCAAAUUCGGUACUGUAACAGGCGAAUUCCUUGUCGAUGGCCGCCCACUUCCGCUGUCAUUUCAGCGUGCCACCGGGUUUGCCGAACAGAUGGACGUCCACGAACCCACAGCGACUGUCCGAGAAGCCUUACAAUUCUCUGCACUCCUCCGGCAGCCUCGCGAAGUCCCGGUGGAAGAGAAGUACGCCUACUGUGAAACGAUCAUUGACCUACUUGAAAUGCGAGAUAUUGCUGGUGCCACUAUUGGGAAGAUUGGCGAAGGUUUGAAUCAAGAACAACGAAAAAGACUGACAAUAGGUGUCGAAUUGGCGAGUAAGCCCGAGUUGCUAAUGUUCUUGGACGAACCUACUUCUGGCCUUGACUCCGGAGCAGCCUUCAACAUUGUUAGAUUCUUGCGGAAACUGGCCGAUGCCGGACAGGCUAUCCUAUGUACCAUCCACCAGCCUUCGGCAGUUCUGUUUGAGCACUUUGACGAACUCCUGCUCCUUAAGGCCGGUGGACGUGUUGUAUAUCACGGCCCUCUCGGUCAUGAUUCCCAAGAGCUCAUCCGUUACUUCGAGGAGAACGGCGGACACAAGUGUCCUCCAGAUGCCAAUCCUGCAGAAUACAUGCUGGAGGUGAUCGGAGCAGGCGAUCCCAACUACAAGGGUAAAGACUGGGCAGAUGUCUGGGAACAGAGCAAGAACUACAAGGCUCGUUCUGAAGAGAUUGCCGAGAUGAUUGAGAAGAGGAAGAAUGUCGAACACAGCAAGAAUGUUAAGGACGACCGAGAAUAUGCUAUGCCUCUGACGACUCAAACAACAGCAGUGGUUAAGAGAUCGUUCAUUUCCUACUGGCGUACUCCCAACUACAUUGUCGGCAAAUUCAUGCUUCAUAUCAUGACCGGUCUCUUCUCAUGCUUCACAUUCUACCACCUCGGCUACUCAAGGAUCGCUUUUCAAUCUCGUCUCUUUGCCGUCUUUAUGACUCUGACAAUCAGUCCACCGCUGAUUCAACAACUGCAGCCGGUCUUUCUCAAUUCACGCAACGUUUUCGAAUCGAGGGAAAACAACGCCAAGAUCUACAGCUGGUUCGCAUGGACGACGGGCGCCGUCCUUGUCGAGAUCCCUUAUUCCCUCAUCGCCGGCGGCGUCUACUAUUGUUGUUGGUGGUGGGGCAUCAUGGGUUACCGGGACUCGGUGUCCAGCUUCACAUCCGGAUUUAUCUUUUUGUGCAUUUGUCUGUUCGAGCUGUAUUACGUGAGCUUCGGACAAGCAAUCGCCUCCUUCUCGCCCAACGAACUCCUCGCCAGUUUACUGGUACCUCUUUUCUUCUUGUUCGUGGUCAGCUUCUGUGGUGUCGUUGUGCCGGCUCAACAACUCCCGACUUUCUGGCGAAGCUGGAUGUGGUACCUGACUCCUUUCAAGUAUUUGCUUGAAGCCAUGCUAGGGGCAAUUGUCCAUGAUCAACCGGUACGAUGCGGCAAGAACGAGUUUGCCCGAUUUGCUGCUCCGCCAGGCCAAACAUGCCAGUCGUACGUCGAGCCGUUCAUCCGCCAGGCAGGCGGAUACGUCCAAGUCGGCCCGGACGGACUAUGCGAGUUCUGCCAAUACGCCAACGGAGACGAGUUCGCGAGCGGCUUCAGUGUCUACUACAGUCAUAUCUGGCGUGAUUUUGGCAUUUUCUGUGGCUUUAUCCUAUUCAAUUUCGCGGUCGUUUACUUCUGCACGUACCUGAGGUUUAAUGCCAAGAAUCCCUUCAAGGCCCUGUUGAUGAAGAGGAAGCAGAAAGCGGCGAACUGA